AUGCCUCCAUCUCGCAACCUUCUCUUGUGUUUCGACGCCUUCGGCACACUCUUCAAACCGCGACAGCCAAUUGGACAGCAAUAUGCGGAUGUCGCACGCUCGUUCGGACUGGGCGGAUUCAGCAACGACGACGUGGCAAAAUCUUUCAAAGAGGGUAAACUCGUUUGCCAUUGCCAAGGAAAAGCAAUGAGCUGAUAAGGGCAAUUGCAGCAUUCCAAAAGGAAUCGAAGGCCAAUCCGAAUUUUGGCAAGGCGAAUGGUCUGAAUCCGGAGAAAUGGUGGACGAAUGUGAGUGGUACUGAAAAUUGGACUUCCGGCAGGGUAAAGGGAAAUCGCACGUACUGAUGGACGACACAGAUCAUAACGAAUACCUUUCAACCCUUGAUCCCACCAAAGCAAGAUAUUCCAAAGGACUUCGUGCCUAAGCUCAUUCAUCGCUUCUGGUGCGAUGAAGGCUACACUCUCUUCCCAGACGUUCUUCCUCUCGUAAAGAGAAUACGCGAAGCCCAUAGAUCUACGGAUGAUCAAGUCGUAAUCGGAGUCAUCACUAAUUCUGACGACCGCGUGCCAGACAUACUGAAAUCCUUUGGCAUGCGGGUGGGUUCACUGAGGUACGGCAGCAAUGCACAUUCCGAGAGUUCAAGCGGCGACGAACAUGACAUCGACUUUGCGGUCAUGUCGUAUGAUGUAGGCGCCGAGAAACCUGAUAAGCGUAUCUUCACUGCUGCGGAAGAGGUAUUACAGGUGCUUCUUGACAGCGAGGCGACUAAGACGGAGCAUGAUCUGAGCCAAUGGCGGAAAGUAUACAUCGGCGACGAGUACGACAAGGAUGUCGUGGGUGCGCUCGAAGCUGGCUGGAACGCGGUGCUGAUCGACAGAGAGACGACGCGAGGACGCAAAGAGGUCUCGUGGCUGGAUCCGAAGCCUCCCGGAGACCUGUACAAUACUUUCAAGUCCUGCAAGGCCGUUGGAUUCGGAAGUUUGGCGAAGUUGGCGGAGUGGCUGCCUUCGAAGACUUCGUGA
Molecule: messenger RNA, 1022 nt
Organism: Lecanosticta acicola
Lineage: Eukaryota; Fungi; Ascomycota; Dothideomycetes; Mycosphaerellales; Mycosphaerellaceae
Source: the annotation of a GenBank genome assembly